GCGGGGCGGGAGCGCCGCGCAGUGCCAAGCGGCGGCCGGGACCGGCGGGGCCUGGCCGGUGCCGGGGCCAGGAUGGCGCUGGAGCGGGCGCUGCAGGCAGCGCGGCAGGGAGAUGUGGAGGCUCUGCGAGGGCUGCGAGCGGCUGGGCUGCUGCGGCCAGGGCUGCGGGACGCCCUGGGAGCCUCCCCCGCGCACCAUGCCGCCCGCGCCGGCCGCCUAGCCUGUCUCCGGUACCUGGCGGCGGAGGCCGCGCUCCGAGGGGAUGCGCGGGCACGCAACGGGGCCACACCAGCCCACGACGCCGCCGCCACCGGCAACCUCGCCUGUCUCCAGUGGCUGCUCACGCAGGGGGGCUGCAGCGUGCAGGACACAGACAACUCCGGUGCCACCAUCCUACACCUAGCAGCCCGCUUCGGUCACCACGAGGUGAUCGACUGGCUCCUGCGUUUCGGGGGCAGUGACCCAACGGCGGCCACCAACACGGGAGCGCUGCCCGUCCACUACGCCGCGGCCAAAGGGGAUUUCCCUUCCCUACGACUCCUCUUGGGACACUGCCCCAGCACGCUGAGUGCCCAGACCAAGACGGGGGCCACCCCUCUGUACCUCGCCUGCCAGGAGGGCCACCUGGAGAUCAUCCAGUACCUGGUGCAGGACUGCGGGGCUGAUCCUCAUGCACGUGCCCAUGAUGGCAUGACCCCACUGCACGCUGCUGCCCAGAUGGGCCACAACACUGUGAUCGUCUGGCUGAUGAGCUUCACGACGGUGAGCCUGUCGGAGCGGGACGCUGAGGGGGCCACAGCCAUGCACUUCGCUGCCAGCCGUGGCCACGCCAAGGUGCUGAGCUGGCUGCUGCUGCACGGGGGGGAGAUCACUGCCGACAGCUGGGGCGGCACGCCACUGCACGACGCUGCUGAGAACGGCGAGUUGGAGUGCUGCCAGAUCCUGGUGGUGAAUGGUGCCGACCUCAGCGUCCGUGACCAGGAUGGGUACACGGCAGCCGACCUCGCCGACUACAACGGCCACAGCCACUGCGCCCAGUACCUGCGCACCGUGGAGAACAUGAGCGUGGAGCACCGUGUGCUGUCUCGGGACCCCUCAGCGGAUGGGGAGUGCCGGCAGCCUGACUCGGGCAUGUCAUCGCCCAACACCACGGCAUCGGUGCCCCAGGCACGCUUUGAGGUGGGCUCCCCUGCCAGCACCCUCUCCAACUACGACUCCUGCCACUCCAGCCAGUCCAGCACCGGGGAGAAGAGGGGCGGCCCCGGGGGGGGGCCUGCUGCCCGGGUGCCCGAGCCGGCGCUGGCGGACAUGCAGGCCUACAUGGACAUGCUGGACCCCGAGAUGCGGCCGCGGGGCCGGGGGUCGGCAGGCGAGGGCUCCUCUCCACCCCCACCUCCCGCCUUUCCCCCACCACCGCCCCCACCCCCCACUGCCCGACUACCCCCGCCGCCCCCCGGCUACCCCGCACCCAUGCCCUCUGCUGCACCCCACACGGCCGACAUCUACGUGCGGGCCAAGAACAACCUGCGGCACGUGGAGAGCCAGGCGCUGCGCCGAGAGCUGGCAUCGCGCGAGAGCAGCCCCGAGGGCCUGCGCAGGGCCGACUCCACCAGGAGGUCCAGGAACUUCGGCAAGCAGCCGAGCACCGGGGACUACUACAAGCAGCUGGGGCACGGCUUGGGGGAGCAGCCCGGCCCGCGGCGAAUGGCGCACAGUGAGGAGGUGAGCGCCCAGCCUCGCACCCACGGCCAGCACGUGGCUCGGUGGCACCCGUGCCAGGCGACGCCGGCCCCUGCUCUCUUCCAGGCAUCACCCAUCUCGACGGAUACCAUGCGCAACGGGGAGAGCAAGCCUGGCACCGAACUGCCGCCGCCACCACCACCCCCACCGCUGCCCGAUGCCAGCUGCCCGCCACCCCCACCACCACCUCCACUGGCCGAGACCUCUGCCGGUCCCCGCCGCUCCUCCUCCUCCACGGGAAGAGGAAAGGCGCUCAGGCAGAUGAAGAGCACCAAGUCCUUCAACAUGAUGUCCCCCACUGGCGACAACUCGGAGCUGCUGGCCGAGAUCAAAGCUGGGAAGAGCCUCAAGCCGACACCGCAGAGCAAAGGCUUCACCACCGUCUUCUCUGGCAGCGGCCAGGCAGGGGCCAAUGCAGAGUCGCCGGCGUCCUCCCCAUCACCUACCAGAACGCCCACCCCGCCGGCCACUCCCGAGGCUGCGGGGCCGCCACGCUCCCUGGCAGGGUGCUCGCCAGAGCCGGUGCUGAAUGGAAGCUCGCCGGUGCCAGCGGCGGGCGUCGGGGCAGCAGUGGAGGUGGAGGCACUGGUCCCCAGCCACGAUGAGCAGGGCCGGCCCAUCCCUGAGUGGAAGCGGCAGGUGAUGGUGCGCAAGCUGCAGCUCCGCAUGCAGGAGGAAGAGGAGCAGCGGCGUAAGGAGAAGGAGGAGGAGGCACGCCUGGCCAGCAUGCCCGCCUGGAGGAGGGACAUCCUACGCAAGAAGCUGGAGGAGGAGAGGGAGCAGAAACGGAAAGAGCAAGAAAAGCUGAAACGGGAGGAGGAGGAGAAGGAGAAGGAGCAGUCGGAAAAGCUAAGGACUCUCGGGUACGAUGAGACAAAGCUGGCACCCUGGCAGCGGCAGAUCAUCCUCAAGAAGGGGGACAUAGCCAAGCAUUAGCCACACCACGCCGUGCCCUGGCUCUUCGCGGCGGGAGGAGGCCAGCAGGUCCCAGCGUGGACCAGGAUGCACUUUGGCACCCUCCUCCCACCACGGAUGGCUGCGUAGUCCGACCUGGAGGAGCCCCCAGCGCUGCCCCAGGCACCUGUAGCCCCUGUCCCGCUGCCGUCAGCCCACCGCCACCCCACGCUGCCCCUUGUAAAGUGAGCUGCCAUCGCAUGGGGCACUUGGCUCCUUGUGUGCCACCUGGCUCUACCAUUGUGGCUGGGCUCACCUCACUGCCCAGCUCCCUGUGCUCCCUGCUGGCACCUCACUCUUGCGGCUGCGGCACCGCUUGCCUCCACUCCCGCCCCUCCCACCUCUGGAGCCACUGGAGGCUGCUCGCAGCCUCCGUCCCGACCGCCUGCCUUUCCAGCAAUUAAAAGGAUAAACCCUG
Molecule: messenger RNA, 3112 nt
Organism: Dryobates pubescens (Downy woodpecker)
Lineage: Eukaryota; Metazoa; Chordata; Aves; Piciformes; Picidae
Gene: ESPN
Product: espin
Exons: 14
Coding region: 73-2676 (867 amino acids)
Biological process (GO): actin filament bundle assembly
Cellular component (GO): cytoplasm
Molecular function (GO): actin filament binding
Source: RefSeq, a predicted model, not a curated record